This is a messenger RNA of Pleurotus ostreatus (oyster mushroom), 1860 nucleotides long. RefSeq lists its product as uncharacterized. Bases 1 to 1860 code for a protein of 619 amino acids. The record is from RefSeq and is a predicted model, not a curated record. The transcript has 6 exons. Lineage: Eukaryota; Fungi; Basidiomycota; Agaricomycetes; Agaricales; Pleurotaceae.
AUGGCGACCCCGAAGCGCAACUUCGCGGAUGGGCCGGCUGGCGCAGGCAGUGUCGACCCCAAAGACAGCCGCGCGAAGCGCUUGGAGCGCCAGCAGUCGCGGUUUCGGGAUCGUGGCGGGAUAUUCGUCCCGUCCAACCGGAACACGCUCCUCGAUGUGCUGCUAGCUCGUACUACGAGCCGGGACUCGCCGCGGACAGCGGCAGCCUCAUCCAAUGCUGCUCGGAGGCGCAGUCUAUCGAGUUCUCCCCUCCGCCGACCCUCGCACACCCCGAGGGAAACCCCAAGUAUCCCCCGAGGCCGCUCGAGUGAUGUACACGCCGACAGCGAUGCCUCAGUAGCCAGUCCCUCAAGACCGGCAAAUGCUGGAAAGGUGGCGGCUGGUUCUCGGACUCAGAGCGGCGGGGAUGAGGUUAAGGUAUCUAAACGGCCUUCUGCAAAGACGAAGCGGAGAGGGAAGUCAAGGGCGUCCGAGGCUGGGCAAUCGCCAGAUGUCGGCGCCGAACACCUGGCAGCUGAUGCUUCAUCAGCAUCCGAGCACGAAUCAUCAACCUCAAAGAAACCACGCCCGAAUUCGAAGGCCAACCCUCCAUCGGCAUCGGCUCGGAGAAAAUCUCGAUUGAGUACGAUAUUAGAGAGCGAGAACGAAAGCGAUGCUGCUGUGGAGCCUCCGCCUAGGAAGAGAUCGAAGGCCCCUACCGAGCGUUCUCGUUCGCUGUCCCCCGAGUCGGACGUCGUCGAACCUGAGGAUGUUGGAGAGCCCCCAGCUCGGAAGAAGCCCAAGGGCCGUCCGAAGCGCCCAGUUAGCCAUGCCGAGGCGACUGAAAGGGAGGAGGAGGACGUCGUCGUCGUCGAACGGCCGGUUCGUCCAUCGACAUCGAAAGGGAAAGGAAAGAGGCCUGCUGUUUCGGAGCGAGGACUUCCAUACGACGACGACGACGACGAGCCCGAUGUUCCAAGGAAGGCUGUGAAACCUCCUCGACCCACAACCUCGAAGAAGGGCGCUCAGAAAAAUCAGACAGCCCCGUCGAAGGCGUCCCCUCUCCCAGAUCCGCCGGUGCCUCUGGACCCAGACCCCGGCGUGCUGGCGGAGUCCCGAAACGACGGGGACUGCCCACCCAAGAACGCACGGCAGUCGAAGAAGCGCCAGCAGGAGGAGGAGGAAGCGGACGCGUUCGAAGACACGCAGCCUCCCCGCAAGCGACCGAAGGGCCCGCCGGCGGAUACCACCAAGGUUCAAUCGAAGAAGAAGAGGUCCGCGGUUGGCGACGCCGAAUUCGAUCCUCCUGCUAAGAAACCUCUGAAGGCGAAGAUACGUCAGCAGGAGGCGGGGGAGGAUACGUUCGAGGACCCGCCGCCUCCCCGCAAACGACUGAAGAGCCAGCCCGCGGACAAUGGGACGAGACCUGCUGAGAAGUCUUCCGCAGCUGCCGACGACGAACCCGAUGCCGAUGCUCCUUCCAAGAGACCUCCCAAGUCGAACAAACGGCAGCAGGAGGAGGAUGCGUUCGCGGACCCGCCGCCUCCCCGGAAACGACCGAAGAGUCAGCCAGCGGACGGCAGUAGUGCUGCUAAACCUAAGAAGAAGUCCGCAGCUAUCAAGGGCGAACCCAAAGGAAAAAUACCCUCGUCGAAGGUUCUCAAGGAGAAUACGGCUGAUAGGAAUCUGCCGCUCAAGGCUGCUAACAAACCGGCUAGGACAAAGGUAGGGAGUCGGCGGUUCAGCCGUUUCUCUAAACCCGUCUCCAAGCGCCAGAAAGCCAGACCUCUGCCCAAGGUCGUCCUCGAGAGGAUCCAGCGCUCGUUGAACGAGUCGCACGAAGUCGACGAUGAACCAGACCCUAUUGACUUUUUGUCGUGA